Molecule: messenger RNA, 3565 nt
Organism: Asterias rubens (European starfish)
Lineage: Eukaryota; Metazoa; Echinodermata; Asteroidea; Forcipulatida; Asteriidae
Product: probable ATP-dependent RNA helicase DHX58
Exons: 8
Coding region: 405-3485 (1026 amino acids)
Biological process (GO): regulation of apoptotic process
Cellular component (GO): cytoplasm
Molecular function (GO): DNA binding; protein binding; ATP binding
Source: RefSeq, a predicted model, not a curated record
AAUACUUCAAUCUGGAGAUCGGCCAGUCUGCAAAUUGGUGAAAUAAAGAAACGCCUUUAGCCCUAAUAUGCCCCAAUUCACUCGACUGUGGUCAUUAAAAGGAGGUGAACACAGAACAGAUACGACACAUCAGUAUGGUUGUUAAGAUUUGAUCCCUGCCUUAGAGGAAAUCAGACAUGCACCAGGACAGGAAGUCUUGUAGCAAAGUUCCUCAAGUUUUAACUUCCACAAUUAAGAAUUUUUUUUUUUAACAGUUGGCCAAAUACCACACCAGACAAACAUUUAAGUCAGAUGCAUUUCAUCCCAGCAUUAAAUAAAACCAAGUUUUUAAAUGAACAUAGCAUCAACUUUUCAUAAAGCAUAGACGCAAACAAUUUCUGCCCUAAUUAUAUAACAGCGUUACAAUGGCUGCUAGUGCUAAUUGUGAAGACGUUCAAGGUGUAUCUCCCUUUAGAAAAAAACUUUUCCGCAUCACCAAAGGGCUGUCUGAAACAGACGUGAAGGAUAUGAUUUUUCUGGCUGCCAUCCGUAAAAAGGCUGGAGAAAAAAUGGAGACUCCACUAGACGUAUUUAAAUACCUAGAGGAAACAGGACAAAUUUCAGAAAGUAACGUAAGUUGCUUAGACCUCUUAUUAAAAGAUAUAAUGAGAGAGGAUUUGAGAAAGAUCUUGCGUGAGAAAAUGACACCAGGACGGGGUAAAACUCCACCACCUGGGUUUUCACAACAAACUCCACCAUUCGGAGGUUCUGGCUUCAGUGGAGAGGUAAAUCAGUUGACAGAUUUGAAAAGACCACAGCAUUUUACUCGCCCCUCCCCACCUCAAAUCAAUCAAAGUAAAACAGAAAGACAGAUGCAUCAAGCCAAAAGUGCAUCAGAGGAUGCAGCGCUCUCCAGUGGCCAAAGUCCGACAGGAGUAUACAACAUUGAUGGCGGUCAAACCCUGCCAAAGUUCAACCAAAGCACCCCUCGUCGCCUAGACCAGCAAGGCAAUCAAAGUAUCAGACCAAACAUUUUUGCCGAUGUUUCUACACCUCCUACAAGGGGCUCAGUGCCUACUACCCCCUCUUCUGGCCAACGACCCACACGCUCAAUAAGCCUCCUUGAUAUGCCCAUACUAGAGGGAAAGUUGGGGAACAUGUCUUUGAAAGAUCCUUCGCCUUCAAGUGUAAAUGACGAUCUGCAGACAGAUUCUGCCCAGAGAGUUCUUGAAGAUGGCGCCUCAUCCUCUCGAAGCUCAAGCCAACGUUCUGUUUGGGAACUUCCUGUGUAUUCACCUCAGGAAACCCAAGAAAAAAAGACGGAGAUGAAAGCAGCAGAUCAAUCCAUAGAAGAGCUGAUGCUGUCCAUCAACAAUCUGACAGAACAAAAAGAAGUCCGAGAUGCUAGAGCUGCAAGCGGGUCACGUCCAACUUUGAGAGCCUAUCAGAAGGAACUUGCAGAGAGGCCCUUACGAAAGUUUGAGAAUCACAUCAUCUGUGCUCCUACUGGCAGUGGAAAGACUCUCACAGCCGCCUUCAUCUGCUACCAGUACAUGAGACGAUUUCAGACAGCAGUAGACGAGAAGCACUUCAAGGCUCUCUUCAUUGUCCAUAUGCGGCACCUGACUUGGCAGCAGAGGAAUAAUUUCCUUCUCUACUUCCCGAAUAAGCAGGAUGUGCGGGUAAUUGGUGAGCAGCAGACUUUCAAAGAUGCUCUUAAGUUUGACGAGGAGAUGCCAGCAGUCCUGAUGUUGACUGCGCAGAUUUUUGUCAAUGCGCUGAAGUCAAAAUCUAUCAAGAUAAACGAUCUUGACAUGCUUAUUUUUGACGAGUGUCACCACACCGAUCAAAAGCACCCUUUCAACGAGAUCAUGAAGACUUAUCUGAAAGAGAAGUACAAGCAGCCUCGGCACCAAGUGGGGGUUUCUGGUAGGGCUCUCCCUUUUAUUAUUGGUCUAAGUGCUUCUCUGGGCGUGGGCCAUGAGUUGACAGCUCUUGGACAUCUCCAGACUCUCUGUGGGAACAUGGAUUCCAAAGGAGUGGUGAGAGUUCUUGAAAACGUAGAGGAACUGAAAAGACAUGUCAAUAGUCCAGAUGAGGACACCAUCAAACAGGCGCUACCAAGAGAUGCCCACGAUCGGGAGUUUGGUGACCUCCUGGAGGUGAUCAUGUUGGAGAUUGAGGGUCAGCUUCCAGAAAUAGUUGAGCAUCCAUUGCCUUCACAUGGUACAAAGCUUUAUGAGACUGAGGUCAAGAGACGCCUCAUAGAAGCGGAGUCCCAGAGAUCGGCCAAUCGCACGGAUAUCAUUGUCUACAUGUACUUAUACGAGUACAAUCGUGCCAUGAUUCUCUAUGAUGAUCUAAGGGUCAAGGAUGGAGUUCGACACUUGGAGGAGUUUCAUGUCAGUCGAUAUGUUCACGAUCAUCCAGACCAGGUACCAGUUGAGGAACACUGCCGGCGCCUCUUCAACUCGCUACUUCCUCGAAUGAAGGAACUGGAGAAGGACGAAGGGCAGCAUAGCAACCACAAGCUUGGGGAACUUGCUCAUGUUCUACAUGAGAUCUUCUCGGAUAAACCUGAAUCUAAAGGAAUUAUUCUCGCAACCAUGAAAGUAGCUGCCACCGCUCUGGUUGAGUUUCUGAGGUCUUCAAAUCUCCUGAAGUCCUUACCAUGCAGGAUCGAACCACUCAGGCUGGUUGGGCAGGGCAGCCUAGAAGAUGACUGCCUGACAGAGGCUCAACAGAAGGAGGUUCUGAACAGUUUCAGAAGAGAUGAUGGCUGUAACAUCUUAGUGGCUACAGAUAUCGCUCAGGAAGGCCUUGACAUGCCAGCCUGUAGCUUUGUCAUCAGGUAUAACUUCGUCAGUAAUGAGAUCGGCACGGUCCAGUCGAAGGGACGAGCACGUGCAAGUGGGAGCCAGUGCUUCCUCAUCGUGGAAAGAAAUUCCCAAAAUGAAAAGAGAGAGUAUGAGAAUCGCUCAAAGGUGGUCAGAAUGGAGAAAGCAAUGGAGGAGCUGGAAGCCAUGGUGGAAGAGGAUCGGCUUGUCAAGAUCCAGGAAAAACAGGACGCACGAAUAAAAGCAAUAAUCAAAGCUGAGGAGCAGGAAAAGCUCCAAGGCAGUAUGCACGAUCUUGAGAAGAUCGACAUUCAUUGUAAAGAAUGCUCCGCCUACAUUUGCAAAGCGUCAGAGCUGCGACGGAAAGGAACUGCUGGUCAUGUGACUUGCAUCAGUCCGGACUUUGGUAGCAAGAUUACAGAGAUACAGUAUAGCAGACCACAGCGAUAUCGAGACACAGAAACAACUGGUCUCAUCAAAUGUGCCACUUACACCUGCAAGAAAAAUCUUGGAACAAUGCAGAAGUUCCUGUUGCUAGACCCCCCUCUCGGAUACGCACUGAAAGCAGACAGCUUCAAGAUUGUCUUCUCUCGCGAAGGAACUGCAAAGGUUCCGAAGCAGUGGAAGAAAGCUGGCUUUGUACUUCUGCAGGACGAAGAUGAGUUCUAAAACCAGAUUUGUGACUGGUACCUCCUGGGCCCAAUUUCAUAGAGCUGCUUAAAGGACUUGGGUACUCUUUGAAGAAUGUC